Molecule: messenger RNA, 433 nt
Organism: Diabrotica balteata
Lineage: Eukaryota; Metazoa; Arthropoda; Insecta; Coleoptera; Chrysomelidae
Source: the annotation of a GenBank genome assembly
AUGAAUAUGGAAAAAACAAAAAUUACGACAAAUACGCCGAGCAUUAGAGAAAAAACGUUAAACGACAUAAAUUUAGAAACAGUAAGCGAAUACAUCUACCUGGGACUGAUAAUGAAAGUUAGCAAAGAAAAUCAAACUGCCGAAAUUAUCAGAAGAAUAAGAUUAGCGUGGGCAGGAUUUGAAAAACUGCGUUGGAUCUUGAAAAGCACUAAAAGAGAACAAUAUUUGAAAACCAGAAUUUACGAUGAGUGUAUCUCAAAGACAUGGACACUUUCUGCUUCUUCUUCAGCCUUAAGUAAUCCAACUUUGCACAUAAGCCUCCCCCAAAUCAAUCCAAUGUCUUCUAUUUUGCGCUACUUGUUUCUAGUUGUGUCCUCCGAUCUUCUUAAUAUCACAUGGAUACUCACCAGGUCUAAAAUGGAUAAAAAUAUAA